CCCUAUCUAGUGCACUUCAAUCAGCGAUAGGCGCCAUUGGUAAUCCAGUCAGUGCAGUCGCUAUGGAAGGAGGACGCUUCAACCUGGAGUUUAACGUUCAUACAGUGUAAAACAGCUAAUACACGGAGUAAUUAAUAGAUGAUGGACUAUGUACGAGAAUCGUCCCUGUGCCUGGAUUCCCCUUCCAAACACAGCUACAUCGGAAGCUUUUACGCUCCUCCGGAUAAGAUGGGCACACGGCUGAUGGGACAACACCAGGACAAGUCCAGCAGCGACCCGAUGAGGACCAGCAGACACACACAUCACACAGCGCCUGACCCUGGGAGCAGAGUGAUAGCAGCACUGAAGACUCUGCAGGAGAAGAUGAGGCGCCUGGAGUUGGAGCGUCAGCAGGCGGAGAAGAAUGUAGAGAGGUUUGCUCAGGCCACGCGCCAGUUUGGCAGCUCUGGAAACCAAAGCAGUCAGCAGCAGCUACAGGACAGAGAGGGAGAGUCUUCAAAGAGAAAAGAGCUGGUGUCACAGUUGCACUCGGCAGAAGCUCGAUGCACCCUUCUGGAAAAACAACUGGAAUACAUGAGGAAGAUGGUGGAGAGAGCACAAAGCGUGAAAACGCCUCCAGUGGACAGAGAUGAGCGGGUGCAGCAGAAGAAGAGCAAACACACUGAGCCACAGAUCCAGGCUCAGUUACAAAAACUGGAGGAAGAGUGUAUCAAGCUUACUAACACACAGUCUGAAGCAGAGAGGAAGAUCAAGCUCUUGGAACGGAAGUUACUCGAAGAGGAACAUGAGCGCAAACUUGUACAGGAGAAAGCCGAGGAGUUACAGAGAGAGCUGGAGGCAAACCUAUUUUUGGCUGCUGAAGUGAAAACCAAGAAAAAGAAGAAAAACAAAGAGAAGGCCUCAACUAAGAAACCUGUUAAUGAUGCUCCUCGGUGUGUCUCCAAGGUCAAGCAAAUGCCGUUCGUCGCUGGAACUUCAACAAGCCCCAGUCACUCGGUUAACGCCAACGUUCAGACAGUGCUGCAUCUGCUGAAGACCAGGCAGCCUCGGCUGUGUGAGAGGAUGCAGUCUCUGCCUGGGUCUGAACCUAAAAAGCGCACUGGCUUGCACCGAGCCCCGGAAUCGCCCGAUGAUGCUGCUGCAGCCCUGGGCAGCCUUUCUGAUCUGCUUCUGGCUCUACAGGAUGAACUGGGCCACAUGAGCUUUGAACAUCAGGAGCUGGUUAGGCAGAUAGACGAGACUGAGAAACGUGAGCUCAGGGAGGAUCUGGAGAGAGAGCUGGACUGCUUAGUCAGGAGGAUGGAGGAGAAGGCGGGGCAAAUCACCAAACUACGCAAGCACCAGCAAACCGUCCAAAAGCUCUCCUGGUGCAGCCCGAAGACACCCCGGAAGCCCAGGCGCGCAGCAAGCGCUGACAGCCGGUGUUUAACCAGAGUCCAGGUAGUGCCCUCUUCUGUAGAAAAAGCCUCGCCCUCCAGACCACAAAGACACCAAACACUCCAGGUUCUCAGAGACGCCCAGAAAAUACAGUCGAGUCUCAGAAAACAGGACAUUACCUGGGAAACAUAGCUCUUUAACAUUCCACUCAAUUUUGAACCAGCGGAUAGGAAGUCAAGGAGAGUGCUGGAAUGAAAUGUAAAGUAAUAAUCGCUUUAAGGAUGUAUAGUGUGUGUGUGUUUGUUGUUUGUUAUGGACGAUUUAUAAUGGUUGACUUGUAGAUUUUUAACCCAUGUUUUUUGUCAGUUUUCUUGUUAUUUUUAAUUGUCAUGCUUUUUUUAUAUAUAUUUGUAUAUUUGCACUGUAUAAAUACAUGAAUAUUUUAAUAAAACAUCGCCAUGGU
This is a messenger RNA of Clarias gariepinus (North African catfish), 1840 nucleotides long. RefSeq names its product centrosomal protein 57, like 1 (gene cep57l1). The transcript is spliced from 11 exons. The record is from RefSeq and is a predicted model, not a curated record. Lineage: Eukaryota; Metazoa; Chordata; Actinopteri; Siluriformes; Clariidae. Gene Ontology annotation, cellular component: centrosome. Gene Ontology annotation, molecular function: gamma-tubulin binding; identical protein binding; microtubule binding. Bases 139 to 1569 code for a protein of 476 amino acids.